AUGGAAAGCCUACGCAAGGAGUUUGAGGCUCUACUCUCCCAGCCGACCCUGCAACAGCGUGGCCACCAGCUUUGGGAGAAGCUGGCUUUUGAAGGAACAACAAAUCCACUGGCUGUGGUGUUGGGAUGCUUCAUUAUGCGAACAGCGCAAAUGGGAGUACAGGUUGAUGAGAAGGUCUUGCGCAGCUUCUGGCCAGAAGAGUUGCAGCAUGAAGUUCUGCUGAAGUUCCAGCAGGAAGAAGCUGAAGCAGAGACCACAUUCUUGGAGCUGUUGCCUCGUUGCGCAGAAUCCAUGAUUGCAGCCAUCACAUCAGACAAGGCUAAUAAGGUUGAUGAUGUUGGCGAUGACAUCAUGCCACUCCAUGUUCCGGAUUGGUUGACGCAAUGGAUAGAGGCGAAGAUCAGCAAACCUUCGAAGAAGGAUGCGCCCCGGACGCUCCAUGUCUCAGAUUGUUCAGAUCCGGCUGUUGCUAACUUGCUUUCUGGAUCCUACAGGAGCAGUGAGCCACACCAUGGCAAAACGGUUUACAUCAAGCCGGCAUUGGAAGGAUCCCCAGAGGUCAGCCUCUACUUUUGGUCUGAUUCGUCAAACUGUUCGGGGUGGUGGUUUGGCCUUGCUGUCGGUGGGGACGACGUCAUCGCGUUUCAUCCAGACACGACUCGGAACGAACCUCCGGAGUCAGGAUGGCAUGUCCCGUUCAAUGGGCAGGUGGACCCAAAUUUCCAGGUGUCCUUUCGCAGCAAGCCGUCCAGCAGCGAUUGGAUAGGUGUCGACAUGUCUAAGGAAACCUUGCCGCAGGCAAAGGAGGCACUUCCACCUGUGCAAGACCCUUCCCCAUGGGCAUCGGAUUCGCCGCGUGCUCUUGGAAUUACCAGUCAAUCAAAGCAGGCGGCUCCAGAGGAGACGCUUUUGGAGGUUCCAGAGGCAUUGACAACACCUGAAGUUCCUGAAGCUCCACAUCGGCCCAUUCGGAGGAGUCGAGGUGGUCGCAUCCGCCCCUUGCCGCUCCGGGCAAUGAAGCGAGUUCCACAGAGGUUGCUGCGGCAGGAGGGCCGAGACCUUAUUUCAAGCGACUGUGGAAGUGCCCUGCUGGACGCUCUGCGCGGCCGCCUGCAAAGCUUCACACGGCCGGAGCUCUUCCGGAGUGCCACAGCCAACACCGACGCGCCACCGCCGUCGGUCACAGUGGGAAUGGACGAUUUAGACGACCUCCUCCUCCGCUCGAACCUCACUCUGCCUUUGAAGGCUUUGAUUGCCGUUUGGCAUGCUGCGCUGCAAGAGGUUGGGUGCCAAAAUGUGUCUGCAGAAGAAGCACCUGGGAUCCGCUUGGGCUACGCGCAGUUUGGACGUGCGUUUGGAGGUACAUCUGUUGAAAGUCAGGGAAGCUUUGGUGUGGCUGCGCCAAAGACCGCCAACUUCUCCUUCAAGGCGACAGGCCGAUACUUCUCAGAUGACCAGCACCGCAGGCCACGUCCGGUCUUUUCGUCCAAUUCAACCUCCUUUGCAAGGACGUUAAUGCCAAGGUUGCAAAGCAAGGCAGCUGAAGCGCAGAGGGCAACUAGCUUCGAAAAGACCUUGGCUUGCCUGGUGCAAGGUCUGGACGAAGGAAGUGUUAGGUGCGCUGAAAAAAAUUUAGGUGCUGUGUCAUCAUUGGUUAUUCGAUUUAGGGCCGAAACCUUUCACAGUUUGGGAGACAUGAAGGCUUUGAACCUGUGA
Molecule: messenger RNA, 1716 nt
Organism: Durusdinium trenchii
Lineage: Eukaryota; Dinophyceae; Suessiales; Symbiodiniaceae
Source: the annotation of a GenBank genome assembly